Messenger RNA from Gossypium arboreum, 639 nucleotides. RefSeq lists its product as uncharacterized. Lineage: Eukaryota; Viridiplantae; Streptophyta; Magnoliopsida; Malvales; Malvaceae. The transcript has 4 exons. Bases 1 to 639 code for a protein of 212 amino acids. The record is from RefSeq and is a predicted model, not a curated record.
AUGGUAUUCAACGCUGAGGAGAGUCAUUCGGUUGGGGAUGACAUGCUAUCCAAAGUCAUGCUAAGGAUAUUGGAGAGGGUCGUUGGGCCCAAUUUUGGAUCUGGAGGCCGAGGGUCGGUAACUGAACGACUCCGGUUCAAUAGAGCUGAGUUAUUUAGGGGUGCCACAAGAGUCACCCCUAAUGUGGCUGAGUUUUGGUUGGAGGCCACUGAGAGGAUUAUUAAGGACUUGGAAUGCACUUCCGAGAAGAAAUUGAGGGGUGUAGUCUCUUUGCUUCGCGACGAGUGCAAAGAUGUGAGGGCCAGUUAUGUUGAUACUUGCAGGCGUGAGUUCUUGAAUCUCACACAAGGUGACCGAUCUAUAGCCCAGUAUAAGGCCAAAUUCCUAAGGCUGAGCCGCUAUGCUCGAGGUAUGGUGGCAUCGGAAUAUGAGAGGUGUAUUCACUUUGAGGAUGGACUGAGGGAUAAUUUGAGGGUUUUGCUUACUCCACAAAGGGAGCGAGAGUUUUCUAUACUGGUGGAGAAAGCUAAGAUCACUAAGGAUGUUAAGCGCGUGGAGCGCCAGAAUAGGGAUCGAGAGAGAGUGACUGUGGGAGACGCCAUCCGGACGAGUGCUAAAGAAGGACUGGGGCAUGUUUGA